Opisthorchis viverrini is the source of this 492-nucleotide messenger RNA. RefSeq lists its product as hypothetical. The transcript has a single exon. The record is from RefSeq and is a predicted model, not a curated record. The annotation marks the transcript as partial. NCBI's taxonomy places the organism in Eukaryota, Metazoa, Platyhelminthes, Trematoda, Opisthorchiida, Opisthorchiidae.
AUGGCUACGGAUAGACAAAUUCGAGCAUCCAGUGCGUCGCUGAAUCCCGCUUGUGCGCACGACGCCAGCAAAUCCACAAACUGUGUAACAAACAAUGCAGGCGAUCGAGAUCAGAAACCCGACAACGGAUUGGAUAAGCAUCUACAUCUGGGAUUAGACGGACCGUUUUGCUUUGAAGAUGCUAGGCGUUCUCGAUUUAAGUGUGUGCAAGGUCCUGCAACUGCGAUCUUAGGUGAAAAACUAGUCAGAGGCAGUGGUUUGACCGGGAGUUUAGACAUGUCAUUACAUAAGCCAAACGUGCUUGACCACAUUAAACUACCUUAUCCAAAAUCAGCAAUUCAGGCAUAUCCAUCAUCCCUGGCACAGUCACCAGGACAUGCAGUUCGUUUGAGCCUAUCGAAUUAUGCACUGCAACAUAACGACCACGGAAUGAUGACCAACGGAAUUCAACAAUGUGCGGGGGAAGCUACGGUUGGAGAAACGACCCAGUAU